AUGACGGUCAUACAAAUUUCCGACGCUGUCUUCGAGGCAAUGAAGGAUCAAGUAGUGUUUAUUACUGGCGGCUCCUCAGGAAUCGGAAAAGCAACGGCGGAGUUAUGUCUCAAGCACGGCGCGAAUGUAAUCAUCGGCGACAUGAACCCACUACCGUCUGACCUCGAGAUCUCGGAAAAGCUCAAGUUCAUAAAACUAGACGUCUCCUCAUGGGAAAGCCAACGGGAUGCAUUUAUCCAAAUUGAAGAACGGUUCGGUCGUCUGGAUCACGUCUUCGCUAAUGCCGGCGUGGGACCAACGAUCGAUUUCCUAGACGAAACCCUGGACAAAAAUGACCACCUUACCCCUCCCGAUCUGCGGACGAUCAAUGUCAAUCUUCUGGGUGUUCUGUACACAGUUCGUCUAGCUACAUAUUACAUCCAGAAGAACUCGGCACAUCGUCUAUCUGGUGAACUGGGCAGUAUCGUGGUCACUGCUUCUGGGGCUUCGUUCCAGAACUUCAGUGCUGGUGAUUACACGAUCGCGAAACACGGGGUCCUAGGACUCAUCCGCGGAAUAGGACAUCAACUUGAGGGGAAGGUUCGACUCAAUGCGGUUGCGCCUUCCUGGACAGCGACUGCCAUGAUUCCUGUCGCCUUUAUUGAGGAGCUUGGUGUUACUGUUCAAGGACCGGAGGUUGUAGCCCGGAAUGCGGCACUACUUUUUUGCGAUCAGCAGCGUCAUCGGGAUGUUAUAUAUAGCUGGGACGGGAAUUAUCUGGAGGUCAAUAAUGCGGAAGGGGGAUUUCUGGCAGCUGCGAGUGGAAUCCUUGGGAAUUCAGCUAAUGAGGAAUGGGUUAUGAGGAAGAUGGUAGAAGAAAAUGCACUCGGCUAG
Molecule: messenger RNA, 873 nt
Organism: Penicillium expansum
Lineage: Eukaryota; Fungi; Ascomycota; Eurotiomycetes; Eurotiales; Aspergillaceae
Product: Short-chain dehydrogenase/reductase SDR
Exons: 2
Coding region: 1-873 (290 amino acids)
Molecular function (GO): oxidoreductase activity
Source: RefSeq, a predicted model, not a curated record